Messenger RNA from Larimichthys crocea (large yellow croaker), 3304 nucleotides. RefSeq names its product sodium/hydrogen exchanger 2. NCBI's taxonomy places the organism in Eukaryota, Metazoa, Chordata, Actinopteri, Sciaenidae. The transcript is spliced from 13 exons. The record is from RefSeq and is a predicted model, not a curated record. Bases 474 to 2972 code for a protein of 832 amino acids. Gene Ontology annotation, biological process: potassium ion transmembrane transport; regulation of intracellular pH; sodium ion import across plasma membrane. Gene Ontology annotation, cellular component: plasma membrane. Gene Ontology annotation, molecular function: potassium:proton antiporter activity; sodium:proton antiporter activity.
UUAUGUUUAAUUUAUUAAAUGAGUUCAUUUUAAUCAGAGCAGCAGUUUGUCUCAUGAAAAACGAUGGAGUCUUCCUGUUGUCUCUUCACGUCACUGAGGGCACAUAAUGAGCUCCACCCUGUAGGCAGGACACAGAGGUGUGUGACAAGCAGGUUUGACAACACCUGAAACCAGAAAUGAGUUGCACCUCAGACCGGAUCUUUUUAAGAGUAGUUAGGAGGAGGACUUUCUUUAGAUUUAUGUAACAAAAACUUUAACAUGAAGUCAUUUUUUCCAGUUCAAUCUUUCAUCUUUAACUGUUGCGUACAAUAACUGGAUUUCAUGGCCUAAAUGGCAGCUGUUACUGUAGUUUUCUUAAUGGCUACAGCCUUCUGAAGCUGCACAACAAACUUUUUUCAAUGUCUCAGGACUCAUAUUUUCAUUGUUUAUGACUUUUGUUGGACAUAUUUUGAGAUCUGUGCUGACCAGUGAAAAUGGGGACCUCUGUUUUGUAUGAAGUCAAGACUGAGAGAGGAGUCUUUUGCAUGCUUCUGCUCCUCUACCUCUGUUGUUCUGGAGGGAAAUGUGAGCUUCAGGAGUCACAACCUGCACAGACGAGCAACCGCCCCACUGUCAAACCUUUCAACAAUGAACCCCAAGCCUUCCCUGAAGAGGAGCGGGCCAGCCUUCCUGUGUUUACAAUGGACUACCCUCGGAUCCAGGUCCCCUUUGAGUUUACAUUGUGGAUACUGCUGGCCUCUUUUGCCAAGAUUGGUUUCCACAUUUACCAUAAAAUCACUAUCUGGAUCCCUGAGUCCUGCCUCCUGAUCGUGAUUGGCCUCAUUGUCGGAGGCAUCAUGCACACAGUCAAAGAGGAGCCCCCCACCGCCCUCAGCUCCAACGCCUUCUUCCUCUACAUGCUCCCACCAAUUGUCCUCGACAGCGGCUACUUCAUGCCCACCAGGCCGUUCUUCGAAAACUGUGGCACGGUGCUGUGGUAUGCUGUUGUGGGAACCCUGUGGAACAGUAUUGGCAUCGGGCUUUCCCUCUUCGCCAUCUGCCAGUUUGAGGUGUUCGGACUUCAGGAUAUCAACCUGGCGGAGAACUUGCUAUUUGCCGCCAUCAUCUCAGCUGUGGACCCAGUGGCUGCUCUGAAUGUGUUUGAGGACAUGGGAGUCAAUGAACAGAUAUAUAUAGUCAUAUUUGGAGAGGGACUGUUCAACGAUGCUGUCACUGUGGCACUUUACAGCAUGUUUUCCUUUUUGGCAGACAUGCCAGUUGUUGAAUCAACUGAUGUGUUUCUCGGAGUUGCCAGGUUCUUCGUGGUGGCAUUCGGAGGUGUCUUCUUUGGUCUCGUGUUUGGAUUUGUGGCUGCGUUCACCACACGGUUCACUCACAAUGUCCGUCAGAUCGAGCCCCUCUUCAUCUUCAUGUACAGCUACCUGGCGUACCUGGUGGCUGAGUGUUUCGCCAUCUCCAGCGUCUUGGCCAUUAUUACAUGUGCCAUAACUAUGAAGUACUACGUGGAGGAGAAUGUAUCGCAGAGAUCCUGCACCACCAUCCGCCAUGUUGUCAAGAUGCUGGCGACCGUCUCUGAAACUCUCAUCUUCUUCUUCCUGGGUGUUAUUACCGUAACGGUUGAGCACGAGUGGAACUGGGCCUACAUUCUGUUCACGCUGGUGUUUGCCUUUUUCUGGAGAAUAAUUGGUAUUUUGGUGCUGACUCAGAUCAUCAACCCGUUCCGUACCAUCCAGUUCAAAUACAAGGACCAGUUUGGUCUCGCCUACGGAGGCCUGCGAGGGGCAAUCUGCUUUGCCCUGGCUUUCACUUUGCCUGAUAGUAUUAACAGAAAGGAUCUUUUCGUCACUGGUUCAAUUGCCAUUAUUAUAUGCACAGUUUUCAUACAGGGAAUCAGCAUCCGCCCCAUCGUAGAAUAUAUGAACAUCAGGAAAACCAAUAAAGACAAGCAAACCAUCAACGUAGAGGUUCACACCAGGGUGAUGGAGCACAUUAUUUGUGGUGUUGAGGACUUGUGUGGACAAUGGAGCCAUUAUUACUGGAAAGACAAGUUUAAGAAGUUCAACGAUCGUGUUUUGAGGCGAAUCCUGGUCCGAGAUCACAGGGCUGAGUCCAGCAUUGUGUCUCUCUAUAAGAAACUGGAGCUGCAGAAUGCUAUUGACCUACUGGACACACCUAUUGGCGACCUCAGCGCAGCGCCAUCUAUCAUUUCUUUGCAAGACGAGAAGAAGGAAGCGUCUCGACCAAAGAAGAAGUUCAUGGCUGCUGAAGUGAGAAAUAUGCAUGACAUCCUGUCAAAGAACAUGUACAAGAUCAGACAGAAGACGAUGGCUUACACCAACAAAUACAAUCUGCCUGAUGAGAGCAGAACCAGGGAGAUUCUGAUUCGCCGCCACGCAAGCAUCAGACGCACCAUCCGUGCUGGAAGUUUCCGUGACCCGCCUGAACGAAACAUCCCAAGGUCUCAAAAGUACUACUCCCUCCAACCUGGAGGGGAUCUGGAGGCCGCCUUUGCCCUCAGGAGACGAAGUCAUGGUAGUGGUAGCGGCGACGUGGACCAUCUCUCAGCCCAUGUCCAGUUCGCUGGUGCGUCGGCUCGCUCCUCAUCCCGCUCUGUAGUUCCUAUGAGAAGGCUGAACACCAUCGAAGAGAUAAAAAAUCCAGCAGAGCAGCCAGCCGUUUCUGUCCACCCACCCCAACGCUCUAAUGGGGAAGAUGCUUUGAACAAGACCGGUCCUGGAAGUCUGGGAGGUUCUAGCCUCAGAGGCAGGAGAGGACCUGUUCCUGCACCCAGGAGAAGCAGUUCGGAUUGGGUAGAGGAAGAUGCAAAUGACUCUGAAGAUACAGGAGAAAGGGUUGACCCUCCCCAGCUACCACCACCUCGUGGAUGGGUACCUGAGAACCAGGAUCCUGGAGAAAAUGGUGCAGGAAACGCCCUUAUUAGACAGUCGCCACAUCGGUCUAUGAGAUUUUGAUGGACAGAAAGAGACAUUUUUUGAUAUCAUCUUUUCUUCUCUUGGGUUGAUUUACUGCUCUUGUCUCUAAGAUAUAAAUAUUUUGGUUUGGCCCACUGAGAUUUUGCUGUUUUUUUUACACAUGCACAGUUUUUAUCCAGAAUAUAUUGGGGGUUUUGUUUCAAAACAUGUGGGGUAUGAAUGUAGGAAAAUAAAUACAACAAACCUCGACUCGCUUGUACUCUCUAUCUAAUAGCUUUUUCCUCAGAAUAAAAAUAGCAAUAGUUUUAUCUAACAUGACGGAUUAAUGAGUGAUUAGUUGGACUGCCAAUCAAGAGUCAACACAACACACU